AUGGCCGCAGAGUUGGGCGCCAGCUCGAGAUGCUCUACAAAACUCAUGGAUGAGGAGGCACAGGGAAGCGAACUCAGUCCUGUGGGCCCAUCGGCCGCUAGUCCCGAUCGGGUGCCGCUAGGGCAGCAGCAGCCCAGAGCCAACCAAACCGCAGCCCUAUCUCGAGAGUCGUCAGGAGCGAAUGAUGAAGGGCGCUGGCGGGGAGGUGGCUGUCGGGGAUGGCGGGAGAUCGAUUCCUCGGGGGUCUGGUUCAUCAUUCUAUCUAACUCCGCUGUUACUUUCUGUUCUGGCGCACGGUUCUCUUCUCGAUGUUUGGGCACCUUAUUCUUCCAAAUCGGGCCCGGAAAGGGAUCCCGUUGGCGCAGACAACAGAUGGAAGAUAUACCAUGGGCGAAGGAAAAGAAAUCCGCUCCAAUACCCUCUCAUCUUCCUCCAGAUAGGAGCGGCAUACCAGAGCUGAUGGACGGAAAGAAAAAGGCUGAUUGA
Histoplasma capsulatum G186AR is the source of this 486-nucleotide messenger RNA. RefSeq lists its product as uncharacterized. The record is from RefSeq and is a predicted model, not a curated record. The coding region runs from base 1 to 486 and encodes 161 amino acids. The transcript has 3 exons. NCBI's taxonomy places the organism in Eukaryota, Fungi, Ascomycota, Eurotiomycetes, Onygenales, Ajellomycetaceae.